This is a messenger RNA of Lycium ferocissimum, 1095 nucleotides long. RefSeq names its product protein Iojap, chloroplastic. The transcript has 5 exons. Gene Ontology annotation, molecular function: ribosomal large subunit binding. Gene Ontology annotation, biological process: negative regulation of ribosome biogenesis; negative regulation of translation. The record is from RefSeq and is a predicted model, not a curated record. NCBI's taxonomy places the organism in Eukaryota, Viridiplantae, Streptophyta, Magnoliopsida, Solanales, Solanaceae. The coding region runs from base 102 to 812 and encodes 236 amino acids.
UUAUUAUUUGGUACAAGCAACACUCUCGUGCAAUCCUCUUCCUAUAAAAAUCUUGAACUGUAUCUUCUAAAGUUCAAAAUAACCGAACCCCAUUUUGAAAAAUGGAAGUACACUGCUGCCUCCCUCAUCACCCUCUUUCAUACAGUCCUUUCACUGGAAUUUUGGUCUUUGGUGGUCGUACAGAAGCAAAGCUUGCUGCUAACCCAAGAAAGCUUCAUUCUUUAACUUUGAGUUCUUGCAAUUAUGCCCCAUUUAGUUAUAAAGAUUACAAAUUUGCCAGAAACAGCUCUAUGGAAUUUUCUAUGAUGGCUAUUGGUUCGAAUGUAAGUGAAGAAGAUACAGAUGACAUGUUUGAUGAUCUCCUAAGGAAACAUGGGGAGGUGGUCUACAAAAGAAAUGACCAAAAAACUGCAAGUGAGGAGGUUGAUGAUGAUGCUGAAAGUCUAGCCUUUGCAGUUGCUGUGGCUAAAGUUGCAAGUGAUGUCAAGGCUGGAGAUAUAAAGGUUCUCUUUGUGAAGCCUCUAGUAUAUUGGACUCGGUUUUUCAUUAUUGCUACUGCAUUCUCUCGCCCACAGAUUGAUGCCAUUGGGACCAGAAUAAGAGAUAUGGCUGAGGAAAAAUAUGGAAGAGUUGCUUCUGGAGAUUCAAAACCCAACUCAUGGACGCUACUGGACUUCGGUGAUGUUGUUGUUCAUAUAUUUCUUCGUGAGCAACGUGAGUACUACAAUCUGGAAGAAUUCUAUGGCAAUGCAGCGUCCAUUGAACUACCAUUUGAGAACCAACAACAAUCGCGAGGACCUACAGGUUAUUGAAGUCCCAACAAUGUUGGCCUCGUGGUGAUUGACAGAAACAGUAGCAAAUUAAGACAGGGAACGAUUAACAUAUUUGAGGAAACUCUGUUGAUCCACCUGUUGUACUAUUCUUUUCAUUAGAAAUAAUUUAAUUGCUCUUGUAGAAGAUAAAGCUAUGUACUUGCGUUUGCUCUGUAGAAAUACCUGGUAAGGAAAUAGCUUACAUGCAUAGUUACUGAAUUAAAAAGGGCCCCAAAGGACUCAUUGUCUCGUCCUAUGGAGGAACCUAACGUCCUUAUCCUUC